Molecule: messenger RNA, 1377 nt
Organism: Plodia interpunctella (Indianmeal moth)
Lineage: Eukaryota; Metazoa; Arthropoda; Insecta; Lepidoptera; Pyralidae
Product: histone H2A
Exons: 1
Coding region: 616-990 (124 amino acids)
Biological process (GO): heterochromatin formation
Cellular component (GO): nucleosome; chromatin
Molecular function (GO): protein heterodimerization activity; DNA binding; structural constituent of chromatin
Source: RefSeq, a predicted model, not a curated record
AGUUUCUUGACGAUGUAGGUGUACCUGACAAACAGACAGUUGGUUACAGGUAUAUUCUAUCUAAUUCUACCCAUGCCUGUGUACCACCUAGGUAUCAAAUGUAACUCAUAACAAAUCGUCCAUUCGAUUUUGCAUCGCGCGAAUGAGUUAAGUGUAUGUAACAAACACACAUCAUACACCUACCUACAUCCUCACAAACUCUUACGCAUUUAUAAUAGGUAACCGGCUGGCUGUAUCCAUUUCAUAGUAAUAAUAAUAAUAACAUAUCCCCACGCAAGCCUCUCAAAGGAUCGGACUAUGUGCCGUGAAUGCCAAAAGGAGAUACAAAUAAUAAUAGACGCGCACUGUAUGUAAUCCUUAAACAUAUAUAUGUAUGUGCAUCAUAAUAUCGGACCAACACAGUCAAAAUGAUACAUUGAUGAAAUCAUCGACGUUCUCCCCCCCACCCAUUAACGUUACACUCAUCGUUCAUUGUACGUUUCGCGCACGGCGUGUCUCUUUAUAACUAUAUAAGCGCGUGUUCCUUUUUUUUAAAUCAAACUCGCUCUCGCUCACUUACAGUGCGCUAGUGUCUUGUGUUUGCGCUCGUUUUAUUUUGUAAAAGAAUUUGCAAUUAUGUCUGGACGCGGUAAAGGUGGCAAAGUCAAGGGAAAGGCAAAGUCCCGCUCGAACCGUGCGGGUCUCCAAUUCCCCGUGGGUCGUAUUCAUAGGCUCCUACGCAAGGGCAACUAUGCCGAGCGAGUCGGUGCUGGCGCUCCCGUUUACCUCGCCGCCGUGAUGGAGUACCUGGCCGCUGAGGUUCUCGAGUUGGCCGGCAACGCUGCCAGAGACAACAAGAAGACCAGAAUCAUACCGAGGCAUCUGCAGCUGGCCAUCCGCAACGACGAGGAGUUGAACAAACUUCUGUCCGGAGUCACAAUCGCCCAGGGCGGUGUACUGCCCAACAUCCAGGCGGUGCUCCUGCCCAAGAAGACCGAGAAGAAGGCGUAAACAUUUACGACACCUUCGUCACCCUCACCGCCACCGUGCGUGUUGUUGUUGUGUUUCGUGUUGCGUACCUUGCCGCUGUUACGCUACAUAUAUGCUGCCGACGCACAACGGCCGGUGGUGGUGGUGAUGAUGGACGAUGCACUGCGCCGCCGUCACUCAUGGCUGAUGGUGAUUUUAGAAAAAAGGCCCUUUUCAGGGCCGCAAUAUGAUUCGAGGAACAAUAGUAUAUGUUCGUUUCUGUUGAUACGACAACAAAGAGUUCGAGGCCCGGUAUACAUACAUACAUCAUGACGUAUUAUUUAUUUAUUUGAUUGAUUGAUUAUCACACAUACACGAUAGGUAUAGGUACUAGGUACUAUCAAUAUAGACACAAUAAAUAAAUAAAUA